Cercocebus atys (sooty mangabey) is the source of this 3957-nucleotide messenger RNA. Its product is annotated as olfactory receptor 5M9. The coding region runs from base 2611 to 3543 and encodes 310 amino acids. NCBI's taxonomy places the organism in Eukaryota, Metazoa, Chordata, Mammalia, Primates, Cercopithecidae. The record is from RefSeq and is a predicted model, not a curated record. Gene Ontology annotation, biological process: G protein-coupled receptor signaling pathway; sensory perception of smell. The transcript has a single exon. Gene Ontology annotation, cellular component: membrane. Gene Ontology annotation, molecular function: olfactory receptor activity; odorant binding; G protein-coupled receptor activity.
UCCAGCCCCCUUGGCCUCCCAAAGUGCUGGAUUACAGGUAGAAGCCACUGUGCCAGGCACAUCAUACUUAUUUCACAUAGGAGUAAUGUUAUUCUUCAAGGUAAGGAUAGUAUUAGUCAGAAUCCUAAAGUGGUGGUAAGAUAAUGCUAGUGAACUGUUUAGAGGUAAAACUGCACAAAUAAUGAACACUUUUUGUGUGCUUCACAUGCAGCAGUCAUUGGGAAGAGAGUUAUCCCUAUAUUAUUCUAAGAUCAUCUCAACCAAAAUGUAAGAUAAUAGUUUCCCUAUUCUACAGAUGAGUACACUGAGGCUCAGAAGUGCAUCGCUCGUCCAAAGUAACAUAGUGAAAGUGUUAUACCAAAGGUAUAAUCCCAGACCUGACCGACUUCAGUAAUGACUUCUACAUGUACUCAUUUUACCAAGGAUUUAUUCUUUGAGGCAUCUGACAUCUGAACAUAACCACGAGAUGCAUGGGACAUGCAUUCUGAUGAUCAUUUGUCCUGACAGAUGGCACUUUUUAGAACAGUUGUCCAGCAAGAAAGGGACUCACUGAAAUUUUAAAUGAUUCAAACCAAUAUCUUGCUGAAAUGCAUAAUUGUCAAUGUGUAAAUAAAAGACAGAACCCAUGUGAAAGUGAGAGAUAAGAUUACAUUGUUGAUGAAGAAUUUUGAUCUAUUUUAUUUAAAAAUUCUUCUUCUCAUUCACACUCCUUAACUGCUCCUACACCUGAGCUGUGUCUACAAUUUUACUUAUUAUUUUUUUUCGUAAUUACCUGAAUAGUCCCUUAGGGAGAUGAUCCCAGUGUUCCUAAUGUUUAGGACAUUAUUAUAAAUACUGAGAAGUUAUCAUUUGCUACUCUGUAUGCUGAAGGUAGGUCUGCAAGUUCCUCACUCAUUACAACAGAGGUUGAUGUAGUCAAAUCUUUUAAUUUCAUUCUCUGUCUUGAAGAGGAAACUAAUACCUUAUUCACAGACUUAUUUGUUAUCAGAGUGUCUUCUUGUAUGAAAUUAUAUUACUGGGAACUUUUUGUAUUUCUAUCCCUGGUUUAUUCAAAACUUUGUAAGAAUGAGCUUAUUAUAAUGAAGAUUCGCAAAACUCUUCAUUUCAUUUCACAUUUUUUAUCUUCUCAUUCUCCUUUACAGGCAAAAACUAUUAACUUUCAUAAUAUUGUUUAAAUAUAUGUAUGAAUGGAGUUGGGGAUAUAGGGGCAUGAUUGGUCCAGUAAUUUAUACCUUCACCGUUUUUCUUCAUUAAAAACUCCUGAAAUGUUAAUAGAAAUGAAUUUUGGGUUUUAUUUGUAAAUUGCAAAUUCAAUCUUCUUGAUUAUUUUGAUAGAUGAUACACAUUUAUGUAUUAAAUUUAUUUUCUCCUGGAAAUCAUUAUCAUCUGAUCCUGGGAUGAUAAACUUAGAGAAGCAGAGAGUUGUAGUGAUUUACUAUCUCAGUGGUUUAGGCUGCUUUAGGGUAACCAAAGCUCUUAAAAGUCCAUUGAAGAUGAACUGAAAGAGAUAACUUCCUCCCAUUGUGGAGGAUGAGCAAACUGAAUUUUAAAUGAAAAGAAAUAUAAUGGUAGAAGAGGCUAUCGAAGAUGCACCAAUGGAAUAUUGUCAAAGACACAUCACAAAAGUGAUUUUUUUUGCAUCCCAGUUCUGCUAAUUAGUAGACCUCUGACCAAGGGAGACUUUCUUAAUCUAUCAGUGUUUAGUUUCCUCAUUUGCAAAUGGGCACGCAAAGAAAACCUGUUUUAUAGGACGUUUUCAUGGAAGAGUUUUUAUGAACAUUCAAUAACAGCUAUUCUUACAAAUAUUACAAGACUGAGACUGUUGCCUCUAGAAAAAUAUUUCUUAGAGAGUUUUAAUUAUACUGGAUUAUUGUAUUAUGUUUAGUGAAUCUAAAGAUCAGGGCAUGUAGAAAUCGCAUGUAUAACUAUUUCUGAAUUUCCAUUAAAUGUAACUACUUAGCAAGACAGUUUAAGGAGUUUUAAGGUAAGCAAAACAAACUAAUAUCAGGUUGGUACAAAAGUAAUUGCAUUUUUGCCAUUGAAAGUAACAGCAAAACCCGCAAUAACUUUUGCUAAAUGCUAAAGCGCUAAUGAUUUUGUGUAAAAUAAAAGUACAUCACACAAUGACUGAAACAAAAUGAAGUAGUGUUAAUGUCUCUUAGAUGCCUUGAUGCUUUAUUUCAUAUAUUUUAUACUUCAUACAGUAGUAACAUUAACCCAAGUCAAAUUCUAUUAGUGACAGGAAAUCAGUAGAGAUCAGAAAUUUUUAUAUAGGAAAAUCUCUGACCACAGCAUCUGCAGCUCUUUACCUAGUUUGACAUUUAUGGUGAGCCAAAAAAGUGAAACUACAAUCAUGGACAUCUAUAGCAAAGGGAACUUAGCUCAGAACUAAAACUGACGUGCCUAUUGUGUUAUGUAUUCAGUUCAUUUUACGUAUAGUAUAUUUAUACACCGCAUUGUACAUUUUGCAAAGUGUACAUUGUUUGUAAAUUAUUUUAAUUAAAAUAAGGACAAAGGCAACUCAAAGUUUCAAGAAUAAAACAAAUCCAUUUACUUUCUUUUUAAAAAAAUUUCUCCAUAGGCAACACAGACUUGGCCUAUACUAAGGCAAUGCCUAAUUUCACAGAUGUGACAGAAUUUACCCUCCUGGGGCUGACCUGUCGUCAGGAGCUACAGGUUCUCCUUUUUGUGGUGUUCCUAGCGGUUUACAUGAUCACUCUGCUGGGAAAUAUUGGUAUGAUCAUUUUGAUUAGCAUCAGUCCUCAGCUUCAGAGCCCCAUGUACUUUUUCCUGAGUCAUCUGUCUUUUGUGGACGUGUGCUUCUCCUCCAACGUUACCCCCAAAAUGCUGGAAAACUUAUUAUCAGAGACAAAAAGCAUUUCCUAUGUGGGAUGCUUAGUUCAGUGCUACUUUUUCAUUGCGCUUGUCCACGUGGAGGUCUAUAUCCUGGCUGUGAUGGCCUUUGACAGGUACAUGGCCAUCUGCAACCCUCUGCUUUAUGGCAGUAAAAUGUCCAGGACUGUGUGUGUUCGGCUCAUCUCUGUGCCUUAUGUCUAUGGAUUCUCUGUCAGCCUAAUAUGCACACUAUGGACUUAUGGCUUAUACUUCUGUGGAAACUUUGAAGUCAAUCACUUCUAUUGUGCAGAUCCUCCUCUCAUCAAGAUUGCCUGUGGGGGAGUGCACAUCAAAGAAAUCACAAUGAUUGUUAUUGCUGGAAUUAACUUCACAUAUUCCCUGUCAGUGGUCCUCAUCUCCUAUACUCUCAUUGUAGUAGCUGUGCUACGCAUGCGCUCUGCCGAUGGCAGGAGGAAGGCGUUCUCCACCUGUGGGUCCCACUUGACGGCUGUUUCUAUGUUUUAUGGGACCCUCAUCUUCAUGUAUCUCAGGAGACCCACUGAGGAAUCCAUAGAGCGGGGGAAAAUGGUGGCCGUGUUUUACACCACAGUAAUUCCUAUGUUGAAUCCAAUGAUCUACAGUCUGAGAAAUAAGGAUGUGAAAGCAGCAGUCAACAAAGCAAUCACCAAGACAUAUGUGAGGCAGUAAAAUUGCAGUGGAUAUUGUUGUCCCUAUUAUAAAUAGGGUCCUAUUAUAAAUGGUCACACGUAAAAGUCCUAGCUCAGAGAACAGUAUCUAAAGGUAACUCUUUCAUAAACUAAGAGGUUCAAUGUAACAGGGUGAUGAUGCUUUACCCCAUGUAUGGACUCUAAUUACUAAGCAUAUUUUCUCCUCCAUGUGCACCCAUAUUGUGAAAGAUGACACAGUGUUCAUUCACAAUGUGCUUAAAAUUGGGCUAAGUUUAGUCACUGGAGGAAAUCACAAAUGAGUGUAGAUACAUAUACUUUAAGUUGGAAGUUAGUGUUGGAUGUUACUUUGCAGAGUACUUUACACAUAUACAUAGUCCUCAAACUAGAUUUCAUGUGAAAUAUGUAAAUUCUCAGAAAGUAGUAAAUACUUCAU